This is a messenger RNA of Elephantulus edwardii (Cape elephant shrew), 2416 nucleotides long. RefSeq names its product zinc finger, DHHC-type containing 13 (gene ZDHHC13). Bases 106 to 1974 code for a protein of 622 amino acids. The record is from RefSeq and is a predicted model, not a curated record. Gene Ontology annotation, biological process: protein palmitoylation. Gene Ontology annotation, molecular function: protein binding; palmitoyltransferase activity. NCBI's taxonomy places the organism in Eukaryota, Metazoa, Chordata, Mammalia, Macroscelidea, Macroscelididae. The transcript is spliced from 17 exons. Gene Ontology annotation, cellular component: Golgi membrane.
GGCCGCUAGCAGGAAGUAGGAGUAGAGGCGGCCCUGGCGGGCUGGCGAGCGGGCUGCGGCCGCCACUUUGCCGAGUCGUGGUCAGCGCCGUGGGCACCAGGGGAGAUGGAAGGACCGGGAAUGGGCUCACAGUGCAGGAAUCACAGCCAUGGACCGCACCCUCCAGGAUUUGGUCAACAUGGCAUCUGUGUACAUGAAAAUGAAGAACUUGCAAAGGCGAAGGAAACUCUUCCUCUUAUAGAGGACUCUAGUAACUGCGACAUUGUAAAAGCUACUCAGUAUGGCAUCUUUGAACGAUGCAAAGAGUUGGUAGAAGCAGGUUAUGAUGUCAGACAACCAGACAAAGAAAAUGUGUCGCUUCUUCAUUGGGCUGCUAUUAACAACAGGCUGGAUCUUGUAAAGUUUUAUAUUUCCAAAGGUGCUGUUGUAGAUCAGUUGGGAGGAGAUUUAAAUUCAACUCCUCUUCACUGGGCUAUCAGACAAGGACAUUUACCUAUGGUCAUAUUAUUACUGCAUCAUGGUGCAGACCCCACUCUCAUUGAUGGAGAGGGAUUCAGCAGCAUCCACCUGGCAGUAUUAUUUCAACACAUGCCUAUUAUAGCAUAUCUCAUCUCAAAGGGGCAGAGUGUGGAUAUGACAGAUUUAAAUGGGCAAACACCUCUCAUGCUAUCAGCUCACAAAGUGCUUGGGCCAGAACCAACUGGAUUUCUAUUAAAGUUCAAUCCUUCUCUCAAUGUUGUUGAUAAAAUACACCAGAACACUCCACUCCACUGGGCAGUUGCGGCGGGAAAUGUUAAUGCAGUUGACAAACUUUUGGAGGCUGGUUCUAGCCUGGAUAUCAGAAAUGUUAAGGGAGAAACGCCUCUUGAUAUAGCUCUGCAAAUGAAAAACCGUCUCAUCAUUCACAUGCUCAAAGCAGAAGCGAAAAUGAGAGUCAACAAAAAGUAUAGACUUUGGAGGUGGCUGCAGAAGAGCGAGCUUUUAAUGGUGCUGAUGCUGUCUGUGAUUACCAUGUGGGCUGUUGGAUACAUACUGGACUCCAAUUCAGAUUCCUGGCUUUUAAAAGGAAGUCUUCUAGUAAUAUUGUUUUUUCUGACAUCUUUGUUUCCCAGGUUGCUGGUUGGCUAUAAGAGCCUAAUAUACUUACCCACAGCCUUUCUACUAAGUUCCAUUUUUUGGCUAUUUGUGACUUGGUUCUUCUUAUUCUUUCCUCAUUUAGAAGGUACCCCCUUCUACUUCACUUUCAUUCUCAGCAUAGUAGCUUUCCUCUACUUUUUCUACAAGACUUGGGCAACUGAUCCAGGCUACACAAAGUCUUCUGAAGAAGAAAGGAACAUGAGUAUCAUCACCCUCGCAGAAACAGGUUGCCUGGACUUCAGAACAUUUUGUACAUCAUGUCUUAUUCGGAAACCUUUAAGGUCACUGCAUUGCCAUGUAUGCAACUCCUGUGUGGCUCGAUAUGACCAACACUGCCUGUGGACUGGACGUUGUAUAGGCUUUGGCAACCAUCACUAUUACAUAUUCUUCUUAUUUUUCCUUUCCGUGGUAUGUGACUGGAUUAUAUAUGAAUCUUUUGUCUAUUGGUCCAGUCAUUGCACCACAACAUACAAACAAGACGGAUUCUGGACCUACCUCAAUCAGAUUGUGGCCUGUUCAACAUGGGUUUUGUAUAUCUUCAUGCUGGCAGUCUUCCACUUCUCAUGGUCAACAUUUUUGUUAUUAAAUCAACUUUUUCAGAUUGCUUUUCUUGGCCUCACUUCUCAUGAGAGAACCAGCCUGCUGAAGCAGAGCAGGCAUAUGAAACAGACUCUGUCCCUCUGGAGGACCCCCUAUAACCUUGGAUUCACACAGAACCUGGCCAAUUUCUUCCAGUGUGGCUGCUUUGGCUUGGUGAAGCCCUGUAUGGUGGACUGGACGUCACAGUACAACAUGGUCUUUCACCCAGCCAAAGAGAAAGUUCUGCGCUCGGUUUGAAGAAAAGCACCCAGAUGCUCACGCAGAUGUUUUUAUUAUUAUUGGUAAUGAUGCCUUGUGGUCUGAAAGUGAAGAUUUAGAAUUCACUAAGUCCAAAGGAAAACGUGGGUGGUUUUAAAGGCCACUUGGAGAAAAGUUCUUGAGAAAGGCAUUGCAUUGAUUUAGAAUUAACAAGAUGGACAAUCUUGGCACACAUCUGAAAAUUUUUAUAUUUUUCCACUAGAAAAUGCGAGUUUGUUUUGUUUUUUUAGGUAAUAUACCCUAAUUAUGGAUAAAAUGAAGUAUUUUUCUGAAGCUGUAUUGGCUGUUUUAAAAUAGUUCUAUUCUUUAAACUUGUAAAUUUUGAUAAAUUAUUUGUCUUUGUUAUAUCUAUAAAUAUGUAAACAUAUAUUUAAAUAGCUGUGUCUGUUUAGCUUUCAUGCAAUAAAUUUUUUUUUUAGUU